This is a messenger RNA of Diutina rugosa, 1053 nucleotides long. RefSeq lists its product as uncharacterized. The transcript has a single exon. NCBI's taxonomy places the organism in Eukaryota, Fungi, Ascomycota, Pichiomycetes, Serinales, Debaryomycetaceae. The coding region runs from base 1 to 1053 and encodes 350 amino acids. Gene Ontology annotation, biological process: positive regulation of transcription elongation by RNA polymerase II; transcription elongation by RNA polymerase II. The record is from RefSeq and is a predicted model, not a curated record. Gene Ontology annotation, molecular function: RNA polymerase II C-terminal domain phosphoserine binding. Gene Ontology annotation, cellular component: Cdc73/Paf1 complex; nucleus.
AUGGCGGACGACUUGUUUGGUGACGAUGAAGAGGUAGCCCUCUCUCCCGAACAAUCUCCCGUUUCGCCUGCGUUACCCCCUGACAGCGAUAACGAUGACGACGACUCCAGCGAUGCCCAGCCGCUUAAGGAGAUCGACACCCUGUUACCGCGGCACGCCUUCACCGACUACUUCGACGCUAAGACUUAUUCGCUCAAAGUGCCGAAAUUUUUAAAUGUGGACGCUCGUCCGUUUGAUCCUAACGAUUUUAAAGCCGAAGUGGAAAAGAUCGAAGAACACAUUCGCAAGUCGAAUGAUCUGGAGAAGCUCAUCCAGGCCGAGCUCCUCUCGCAAAAAUUGGUCAACGCCAACACCAUUCGCUGGCGAUACAGUUCGGGCGCGGGCCAGGACGUUAUCAAGCAGAGUAACGCCCACUUUGUCGAGUGGGACGACGGCUCCAUCAGUCUUAAAAUCGGCAGUGAGUUGUUUGACUUUAAGCCGGCAGUGGUCACCGACUCGUGGCUCGUGAAGCUGCAUGAUGACUACGACAUGCUUCAAACUGAUGCCAUCAUUGGCGAACUGGUCAACUUGUUGCCGGUGUCGACGCAGACCAAAACCCAUCAAAUGUUGACGAAGACGGUGUCGGGGCAGCGGGUAAAGGGCAAGAUUCUCAGUACCAUCACUAAGGACGACCCCUUGGCCAAGCAACGUAUUGCUGACGAAAUGGAAAAGAAGUCGCUUAAGCUCAAACGGCAAAUGGAAAACAAGCGUCGCGCCCAAGAAGACCGCGAGGGCCGGUCGGGGUCGCCCCUGUUACACGAGCCGCUGUAUUCUCGUUUUAACCGUAACUAUGCUGGUGAGGAUUACGAUGAAGAAGACGACUUUGUCGCUGCUGAUGAUGAUGAAAUUGAGGAGGAAGAGGAAGAGGAAGAAGAAGAAGAGUUCGACUCGGACGAAGAACGGCGCCGUGCCGACCGGUUGAAGAAGGUGAAGGAAGAUGGCAAAGAACAGUAUAAGGAAGAGUCCAACCGCAAACGACGGAGAAUCAUCGACUCUGACGACGACGAAGAGUAA